Messenger RNA from Scomber japonicus (chub mackerel), 3276 nucleotides. RefSeq names its product protocadherin-17-like. The record is from RefSeq and is a predicted model, not a curated record. Lineage: Eukaryota; Metazoa; Chordata; Actinopteri; Scombriformes; Scombridae. The transcript is spliced from 4 exons. Gene Ontology annotation, cellular component: plasma membrane. Gene Ontology annotation, molecular function: calcium ion binding. Gene Ontology annotation, biological process: homophilic cell-cell adhesion. Bases 1 to 3276 code for a protein of 1091 amino acids.
AUGCGUCUCUCUGUACCCAUUUUCUUUCUGCUGUGGGUUAAAGCCCUGACAUUGAAAAAUCUCAAUUAUUCUGUCCCAGAGGAGCAAGGACCUGGCACUGUUAUAGGUAAUAUAGCAAAAGAUGCCGGAUAUGGGACCAUGGAGAGAGGGAAAAAAUCUAACUUCAGAGUACUGGAGAAUUCUGCACCACAUCUGGUGGAUGUUGACCCGGAGAGUGGACUAAUCUUUACCAAACAAAGGAUUGACAGGGAAACGUUAUGCAGGCGCAACCCAAAGUGCCAGCUCUCCAUGGAGGUGUUUGCCAACGACAAGGAAAUAUGCAUGAUUAAGAUUGACAUACAGGACAUAAAUGACAACUCGCCAAUUUUUCCUUCAGAUCACGUUAAUAUUGAUAUUUCAGAAAACGCAGCUGCUGGGACACGCUUCCCUCUGACUAUUGCACAUGACUCAGAUUCUGGGGAAAAUGGGAUAAAAACCUACCAGGUCACAAGAGAUGAUUACAAUACCUUUUCUUUGGAUUUAAAAGUAAGGGGCGAUGGGACUAUAUAUCCAGAGCUGGUGGUUCAGAGACCUCUGGAUAGGGAGGAUCAGAGUCAUCACACCCUGCUCCUCACAGCAAUUGAUGGUGGGGAGUAUCCCAGAUCAGGCUCCAUGCAAAUCAAUGUCAGAGUGACUGAUUCGAAUGACAAUAGCCCGGUUUUUGAAAAAUCCUCCUAUGUGAUAGAGAUUGCAGAAAAUUCCCCUCCUGGAAAAGUACUCAUUGAUUUAAAUGCCACUGACCAAGAUGAGGGCAGCAACGGGCAGGUGGUCUAUUCCUUUACUGGAUAUGCAUCUGAACGAAUACAAGAUUUGUUCUCCAUUGACCCUAAUACUGGCGUUGUAAAAGUCCAGGGGGAAAUUGACUAUGAAGAAAAUCCAAUCAUAGAGUUUGAUGUGCAGGCUAAGGAUCUUGGGCCAAACCCCAUACCAGGCCAUUGUAAAAUUACUGUCAAAGUGCUUGACAAAAAUGACAACUCGCCAAUAAUAAGUUUUGUUUCUGUCCGGCAAGGAGCCAUCAGCGAAGCAGCACCUCCAGAAUCUGUCAUCGCUCUGGUCAGAGUGACAGAUAAAGAUUCUGGCCGAAAUGGUCAGCUUCAGUGUCGGGUGCUGGGAAAUGUACCUUUUAGACUGCAGGAAAAUAAUGAUAAUUUUUACACACUGCUCACAGACAGACCCUUGGACAGGGAAAUGAAAGAUGAAUACAAUGUUACAAUUGUGGCACGAGACAAUGGGAUCCCUUCUUUGAACUACACCAAGUCAUUCACUGUGAAAAUUUUGGAUGAAAACGACAAUGCGCCGCGUUUUACAAAGACAAUGUAUGUGUUACAGGUGCCUGAGAACAACAUCCCAGGGGAGUAUUUGGGCUCUGUUCUGGCCCAUGAUCCAGAUGUAGGUAGAAAUGGAACAGUGUCAUAUUCCAUCCUGCCAUCACAUAUAGGAGAUGUUUCCGUGUACACCUAUGUGUCUGUUAAUCCCACCAAUGGAGCCAUAUAUGCCUCACGGUCUUUCAAUUAUGAGCAAACUAAAUCAUUUGAGUUCAAAGUUCAAGCUAAAGAUGGAGGGUCUCCUCACAUGGAGAGCACAUCUACAGUCAGGGUCAAUGUACUUGACGUCAACGACAAUCUCCCAGUUAUUAUUUUGCCCCUGCUGCAAAAUGAUACAGCUGAAAUCCCGGUGCCUAGAAAUGUAGGCAUUGGAUAUAUUGUAGCUACUGUGAAAGCAGUAGACCAUGACCACGGGGAAAGUGGACAUUUGACCUAUGAGAUCACAGAAGGAAAUGACGACCACCUGUUUGAGAUGGAUCCAGUGGGAGGAGAGGUCAGAACUACCCAUGCUCUAUGGGAGGAGGUCACCCCAGUGGUUGAGCUGGUGGUGAAGGUAACUGACCAUGGCAAGCCCCCCUUAUCUGCUGUGGCUAAGCUGAUCAUUAAGGCGAACACAGAAACGGCAGCAGGAGGGGGUUCCAGCACAAGUGGGGAGCAGCAGCACUGGGACGUAUCCUUGCCCCUCAUAGUUACCCUCUGCAUUAUCUCUGUCAUGCUCUUAGCAGUCAUGACCGCCAUCGCUGUCAAGUCCAAGCAUCAAGAUAAGGAGACUGGGAAUUAUAACUGCCGCAUGGCUGAGUACUCCAAUCCUCCAGUGGGGAAGGGCAAGAAGAAAAGGAUCAACAAGAGUGACAUCAUGCUGGUGCAGAGUGAGAUGGAGGAGAGAGAUUCCGCCAGCCGGAUGAACGUGGUGAGCAGCCCCUCGCUCAUCACUUCACCAAUAUGUUUUGACUACCAGAGCCCUCUACCACUUACGCUGCCCCGGUCAGAGGUCAUGUACCUGAAAACCACCACAAACAGCCUGACAGUCCCCAGGGCAGGUUGCCACUCCAGCUUUGCUGGGCUUAGCAAAGACACUCCAGCGAACAGGAUGUCAGUGAUACAGACUGAAAAUUUCCCCUCCGAGCCCAAUUAUGCUGGCAGCAGGCAGCCAUUUGUUCAAAGCUCAACAUUUAAGGAUGCAGAACGAGCAAGCCUCCGAGACAGUGGCCAUGGUGAUAGUGACCAGGCUGAUAGUGACCAGGAUACUAAUAAAGGCUCACACUGCGACACGUCUGCCAGGGAGGCCCUCAAGAUGAAAGCAACAGCAGUUAAUGGCCAGCCUUUUGAGCAGGAGCAAGACAAAUCAGUCCACUGCACCGAUGAGUGUCGUGCACUGGGACAUUCUGACAGAUGCUGGAUGCCAAAGUUACGGGUAGGAAGCCAAGCAGACAGCGCCGAUAAUCGCACCAAUCUUUUCAUCCCUGUGGGAAUGGAUGCCAUGGUAGAGACAGAGAUUUAUGGCACCAUCAGCUGCAGCAGCAGAAAAACCCUCAGCACGUUUGGAAAGGAACAGCGGGACAGUACAAUCCUAGUGGCUAAUGUCAAACCUUACUUAAAAUCGCAGCGUGCACUAAGCCCACCGCUACAGGAGAGUCCAUCUGUGUCCAGUAGUCCCUCCAAGAAUAGUAUGCCCCUGGACUUCACCAACCAAGAGUCCAAAGAAGAGAGGGAGGGGGGUUCAGACAGCAGUGCCUAUGGCCCUCCAGAUGGGCAAUGCUCCCCACUGCACACUGAAUUGGAGGAGCCCUCCUACCUGACCUGUGAGCUCAGGCCCAAGUCCCUGUCAAGCAGUCUCAUUCACAGCUCGGUCAUCAGCCAGGAGUGCGGGGGGUCAGAAUGUGCUCUCGACCCGCGGGAUUCUGGUAACUGA